Molecule: messenger RNA, 1301 nt
Organism: Gossypium raimondii (Peruvian cotton)
Lineage: Eukaryota; Viridiplantae; Streptophyta; Magnoliopsida; Malvales; Malvaceae
Exons: 5
Coding region: 371-1126 (251 amino acids)
Source: RefSeq, a predicted model, not a curated record
AAGGCCAUUCGUAUUUGACUCAGAGACCACUGCAAAAAUAAAGAGGCCUAGCUGUUUAACUCACAAGACAACCACCCGCUUUUGUUCUAAAAGAGAAUUAAUGCAGACAAGUAGUAGAGGACAGGAGGAACCUCCCUAAAGAAGUUUAAGUUCAAAGGGAGCUUGGUAAGGACAGUGAUGGUCAGCUUUCUGUGAAGCAUUUACAGUACAACCUGGUGUUGUUGAUGUCAGUGCCUCUCUUGGCUUGGCUGCUUAGUGUUCUUCAGAUCAUAUUAUUUACUUUGAGGUUUUGAAAGAAUUCACCCAUGGAAAACAACAAAAGGUGAGCAAAACUGGGCUUAAAGAGGCUCUUUCAGAUAUUCUACUUGGUAUGGCUGCAGGUUUGAAGCGGGAUCCUAUUGUGAUCCUCCGUAUGGAUGGAGAAGAUCUGUUGGAAUUCAUCAAUGGUCCAAGUUAUGAAGCGGAGAUGGUGUCUAUAUUUUCACAGAUAGGGUGUGAAGAUGCAUCGUUGCGUGAUUGUAUUACUAAGGCUUUGGAGAAACUUACAGUUGAUCAAGGAAUGCCCCCUUCGUCAGAUUCUUGGGUUAUGAGGAACAUAGUGGAACCAGCUUUGGAAUCAUGGGAUGACAAACCUGUCUCUCAAGAAACCUUCUUGGAAGAAUCAAAGAAAGUAGCUAAGCGUGUCGCUCAAAAUCUCAAGGAGGAGCCUGUGAUUGUUGCUCAUAGUGAAAACACCUUUGAUGGAAGUGGCAUUAAAAGACUACUAUGCAACAAGUUUGAAUUAGACAAGUUGCUGAAUGUAGGUUUAGAAAAUGUGCCAAAGGAUCGCAAUGGGAAAAUAUCAAAGGAGUAUUUACGUGUGGUGCUAGAUGUAGUGGCUCCAUCAGUUGGAUUACCUCAAAUCGGUGCUGUUGAACAGAUGGACAAGGUUGUUGCUGAUGUUCUCAACAGGAUAGACGUGGAUGAUGGGAAGAUGAUUAAAGAAGAUGAGUUCAAGAAACUAUUGACAGAGAUCAUGGGGAGCAUCAUGCUGCAGUUGGAGGGAAAUCCCAUCUCGGUUUCUUCGAAUUCUGUUGUUCAUGAGCCCCUUCCAUCAUCCUUAUCGCUUUUACAGGCAUCAACCUAGUUGCCUAUCAUCACAUAUCAGGUGUCAUGAAAUAAAAAAAGGUUCAAUAAAUUCUGGUUUAAUCAAGUACAUUUACCUACUAGCUUAAGUCAUUUGUUGUGCAGUUUACUGGGUUGUGUUAAUGAAAUAUGUUACUCUUAACAUAAUUAAACCUAAUGCAUGUUUUAUCAGCUAA